UACCCGGCGUGCAUUUCGCGCGUGACGUCAGAACUGAUUGAAUCACUGGCGGGACAAAAAACCCCCAGCAAACGCUUCCAGUCGCCCGACGCUUCAGCAGCGUUAUAUCAUUUAUAGAAGGCGAAUGCAUAUAAAUCUACACGAGUUACAUCGAUUUUGGAGUUCGUUUACAUUCUUUACAGGAGCAGUCUUAAACUCAAACUCACUGUUGUUUUGCAGUGUGAGAAAUGGUGGCCCAGGGACAGAAGCGUAAACUCCACAAGGAGGACGAGAGAGGAGGUUCAGCGUGGGAAAGUCAGCUGCAGUCCGUGUUGGACAUCUCCAUGGAUAAGUUCCACCGCGACCAGGCUCUCAUGGAGCCCUGCUUAUUACGGUCGGUUCUGAUCAACAACACACUGCGGCAGGUCCAGUCCGAGGUCCGGACGCAGGUCGAAUCGCUGUCCGCUGUAAAAAGUCCCACGAAAUUAAAACCAGAGCCCGAUUUUACACAAUUAUCUCCUCCAGCGGAGCAUAAUGCACCUUUAUUGUCACCGAAUGCUGAAAAUAUAGAGGAUACGUUCAUGGCCUGGACUUCAGAGGAGGAUUUCUCUUUAUCUUCAGCCAUUUCUGGCAUUCUCAAAGAUCUAGAUGCAGUCAUCGACGCCGGUCAAGGGCCUUGUGCAUCUCAACGGGCUCCGCUCAGCUCUGUAGAGAAUCUAACACCGUGUCCUCUGAGGACUGAAAGAACGUCUGACAUGGCAUCGUCCGUCAAAACGGAGCUGAUGUGUCCUCAGGAUGUAGCUCUAGAUAAACUUCUCCUAGACAUCGACACGGCUGUGUUUGAACCGGAGGUGAACCUUCUGCAAGGUUUCUCCGUCACGACCGAAGAUCUAGUGAAGUAUCUGCCAUCCCUGUCCAAAUCCCCAUCAGCAUCCUCUUCCUCAUCUUUAGUCUCUCACUGUCAGGCCACAUGGGAAAUCCAGGAGAUAGAGCAUGUUAUGGACAUCCUGAUGCGAACGUACCCGCAAAGCUGAUUUUGAUGAUGAUCUGUUCCUUACGUUGAGGUUAUGAACAGUUUUUAUGGAGGUAUACUGAAGAAAUUUCCACAAGGGAUUGAAUAAGGCUGUGCUACCUCAUGUUUAACAACCUGUCAUGUUAAAAGUAGUUGAUCUCAAGGUCAGAUGGUUAGCAGCAGUCUUUAGUCCUCUUGUUUAUGCACAUCUCGUUCUGUUUCAAGAAAUGAUCUUUCAUGCAGAUUCAUUCAAGGCAUCAUUGAACAGAGUUCAGCGACUGUUAUACACAAUUUUUUUUAAAGUGAAUCCUUCCAAAUGUGCCAUUUUGUUUAUUUUUUAUUACUUUAUGAAUAAUGUUAUUCUCUGAAAUAUGCACUUUCCAUUGAGUUUUAGUGUAAUAUGGAUUCUUGCAUAGUUUGCAGGUUACCAUUCGGAGUGUCCUUUAAAUAGACCAAGGUCAUAAAAAUGAUAUUAUAAUGUGUAUUUACAUGAGCAUUAUGAAUAAUACUGGUGCUGUUUCAGCAGAUGAACGUGUAGUUGCCUAUGCAAAAUAUUUACUAUGCCAAUGUGAAAUUAUAAUGUGAAUAUUAAUCACCCUUUGUAUUCUAUUGUUGUACUUAAAAUAAAGUGGUACUUGGUGACAUCAAG
This is a messenger RNA of Sinocyclocheilus grahami, 1640 nucleotides long. RefSeq names its product SERTA domain containing 3 (gene sertad3). Lineage: Eukaryota; Metazoa; Chordata; Actinopteri; Cypriniformes; Cyprinidae. Gene Ontology annotation, cellular component: nucleus. The coding region runs from base 228 to 1013 and encodes 261 amino acids. Gene Ontology annotation, molecular function: transcription regulator activity. The transcript has 2 exons. The record is from RefSeq and is a predicted model, not a curated record.